This is a messenger RNA of Fundulus heteroclitus (mummichog), 987 nucleotides long. Its product is annotated as urokinase plasminogen activator surface receptor. The coding region runs from base 98 to 715 and encodes 205 amino acids. Lineage: Eukaryota; Metazoa; Chordata; Actinopteri; Cyprinodontiformes; Fundulidae. The record is from RefSeq and is a predicted model, not a curated record. The transcript is spliced from 5 exons.
UGGUUCGAGACCUAGAGACAAGCUCUGCUCAGAACCACCCUUCACAGAACAGAGGAAAGUCAAGCUUACCUGCUGUCAGCAAGCUGUCGCUAACAACAUGCACUUUGUCACACUAAUUGUUGGGAUCUGGCUUCUUCCAAAAGCCAACACCCUGAAAUGUUAUGAGUGUACGCCAGAAAUCACUGGAACCUGCACUGAUCAAGCAAAAGAAUGCACCUCAACAGAUAAUCGAUGUGCAGCAAUGACAGUACUGACAUAUACAGGUGAUUCUAAACCCAGAGAGAUCAAGGCUAAAUCGUGUACUAAGGCUGAAGGUUGUGUGAACGGCUCAGUCAACUUUGGAUUUAGCAAAACUGUGGUGGAGUGCUGCGCCUCAGACCUUUGCAACACCAAACAUGUCUCAGACCCCAAGUCGAUUCCAAACGGCAAAAAGUGCUACAGUUGUGAAGGACAGAAAUGUACUAAAACCCUAAACUGUGAAGGGGAUCAGGACUACUGCAUCAAAACAAGAGUGAAUUUUGGAGGGGAAACUCUGACCCUGAAAGGCUGUGCCUCCAAGAUGGUGUGCGACGAAAAUGCCCUUGCAUCACUUCAAACUGUUAUUGGACCAGGAAGCAGCUGCUGCCAGGGGGAUUACUGCAACAGUGCCAGCAGUGCAAGUGCUGGCCUGCCGCUGUUGCUCAUGUCACUCUCAUGUUUGGUCUUGUUAAUUUAGAAAAUAAACACACAUGCAUCAACAGAAAGCUUUCUCUGUAACAAUGUAAUUUCCAUUGUUUUAGUUGUGUAAUAAAGUUAUAUCUGUGUUUGUCUUUCCUUUUGCUAAUUUGUUAGAAUGCUCAAAAGGUUAAUUGUCGAAACCUACAAUUAUAAUUUUUCAAGAGUAAAAAAGGGAAAAAAAGGAUAAUUCUUCAUUCAGUUUCUUAAUAAACCCUGUUGUUUUAUUAGAGAUGUUAAACAAUUUGUUAACAUUAAAGAGAGAGAAAAAAA